Messenger RNA from Lodderomyces margitis, 1845 nucleotides. RefSeq names its product putative oxidoreductase (gene FET33). Gene Ontology annotation, biological process: reductive iron assimilation; cellular response to iron ion starvation. Gene Ontology annotation, molecular function: copper ion binding; ferroxidase activity. NCBI's taxonomy places the organism in Eukaryota, Fungi, Ascomycota, Pichiomycetes, Serinales, Debaryomycetaceae. The record is from RefSeq and is a predicted model, not a curated record. Bases 1 to 1845 code for a protein of 614 amino acids. The transcript has a single exon.
AUGUUGAAUAUAAAGGUUUUCCUACUACUAAGCUACUUGUACGGCCUUAUCCUAUCCAAAACUCAUACUUUUGAUUGGGAAAUAGGAUACGUCAAAGCAAAUCCUGAUGGAUUGCACGAGCGUAAUAUGAUUGGUAUCAACAACCAGUGGCCUAAUCCUACAAUCAGAGUGAAGCAACACGAUAGGGUAGUACUUAACCUUUACAAUGGACUACCUGAUAGAAAUGCAUCGUUACAUUUCCAUGGAUUGAUGCAAAGGGGCUUUAAUGGUGAAGAUGGACCUGAAAUGGUUACUCAGUGUCCGAUUGGUCCCGGGUCUAAAAUCACUUACGAUUUUAACGUUGGUGAACAAACUGGAACUUAUUGGUACCAUUCACAUAGUGGGACGCAAUAUGGUGAUGGAUUGAGAGGAAUGAUUGUCAUUGAAUAUGCCGACAAAAAUGAUGAGCCAUAUUCGUAUGACGAAGAUGUGACACUUAGUGUCAAUGAUCAUUAUCAUUUGGAGUCGCCUGAGAUUAUCAAACAAUUUUUGUCGAGGUUUAACCCCACUGGUGCCGAACCAAUACCACAAAAUAGUUUAUUCAAUGAAACAAAGAAUGUUACGUGGAAUGUCAAGCCAGAUACGACGUACCUAUUGAGGAUUGUCAACAUGGGAUUGUUUGUAUCGCAAUAUUUAUACAUUGAAGGUCACAGAUUCAUCAUUGUUGAAAUUGAUGGGGUGGCUGUUGAACCCUAUGAGGUGGAUUCCAUUUAUAUAACUGUCGGACAACGAUACGUGGCACUUGUAAAGACCAAAUCGCAACUUGAUCAAAACUAUCGAUUUAUAAAUGCCUUGGAUGCAGAAAUGUUGGACUUUGUGCCUGAAGAGUUGCAAUUGGUAUCCACAAAUUAUUUAGUGUAUAAUGGCAAUGCACCAAGACCAAUGCAUUAUCCAUACUACGACAUUGAGAAAUUUAUUGGUCCACUUGAAGGUUUCAAUGAUUUUGACUUGAAGCCAUUAAGUGGUGAGAAAUUAUUACCUGAGCCUGAUGUCACCAUUCAGGUAAACUUCUCCAUGGAAGUUUUGGGGGAUGGAGUCACUUAUGCGUUAUUUAAUGACAAGAGCUAUGUCCCUCCAAAAGUGCCCAUCUUGUAUACUGUCUUAUCGAGUGGUGAUUUGGCCACUAAUCACAAAAUCUACGGAUCAAAUACUAAUACAUUUGUGUUACACGGCAACGAAACGGUUGAGUUGAUUUUAAAUAAUCAUGAUCCGGGAAAACAUGCGUUCCAUUUACAUGGCCACAAUUUCCAAGUCAUUUCACGCAGUCCUGGAACUGAUGAUGAAGAUCACCCUGUUGAGUUUGAUCCGAAUAAUGAUACAAUGACGGAUUAUCCACAAUAUCCCAUGAUUCGUGACACAGUUGAAGUCAACCCUAACGGAUACUUUGUGUUGCGUUUCAAGGCGGAUAAUCCAGGUGUUUGGUUCUUCCAUUGUCACGUUGAUUGGCAUUUAGAGCAAGGUUUAGCAUUGGUAUUGGUUGAAGCGCCGGAGGAGAUCCAAGCCCAUCAAAAGCACAUUAGCGCCAAUCAUGCACAAGUUUGUCACAAUGUUAGUGUACCUGUCCAGGGUAAUGCUGCUGCGAAUAUGGAUUUCUUGGAUUUGACGGGUCAAAAUUUGCAACAACCUCCAUUACCGGAAGGAUUCACUGCCAAGGGGUACAUUGCCAUGGCUUUGUGUACCUUGGUUGCCGUGUAUGGAAUUUGGUCGAUUUACAAGUAUGGAAUAGAAGAUGUGAAUAAGGAUAAUUCUGCCGAAGUCAUUGAACGUUUGUAUGCAAUACUUGAUGAACAUGAUGGUGGAAGAUGA